GCCCGACUUUGCUUUGAUCUCCAGCUGCCUUUUAGCAAUAUUUGCUCACUACUGACACUAUUCUGUAGUUUGCAGAGGCAUCGCCGACUCAACGGCAACGACGAUCAUCUCCUGAUCCAUUUUAUUUGGAGAUCUGAAAGAAGAGUCAAGAUCUUCUCUCUUCUGCAAUCAGAUGGCGGUGUCACUGACAGUGGUGGGGGGAUGGUUCGCGCAGGCCUUCAUCCAGACCUUGAUCGAUAAGGCCAGCGACAAAGCCAUCCAACUGUUUGCCGAACGCCGGGGUUUCGCGGCGGACAUGGAAACUCUGUGCACGUCGCUUCUGGAGACUCAAAUCAUCCUUGACAAGGUACAGAGUAGUCAGAGCAACGACACCAAGUGGAAGACAUUGAUGCAGAAACUCAAGGAUGCUGCUUAUGAUGCUGAGGACUUGAUAGAUGAGUUCCAAUACCAUGUACUCAGGCAGAAGAUCAAUGGUGAAGAAGAGGACAAGGCAGUAAGUGGCUCCGGUGGCCUUCCAAACAUUUUUUCUGCUGCAAAAGAAAAGUUGUUUGGUUCUUCUCAUUCCUUGGAGGAAGAGGCCAUGAGAGCUAGCGUGGUGGAGAUUCAAGGAAGGCUGGAGAGAAUCGCUAACAGUAUGAAGAGCAUCAUGAAUGUGUUACCACCAAAUGAUAGAGGGAAGCAACCAGAUCAGAUGAAGUUUCAGUCCAGAGAAUCAUGCUCUUCCCCGGUGACGGACAUAUUGUUUGGUAGAGAUAAAGAACUAAAUCAAGUGGUAGACUGGUUGUUGGGGUCAGCUAAUCAGGUGGAACCAGCAUCGGGAUUUCUCAACGAUGCCCUAUCCGUGUUGCCCAUCGUCGGUAUAGGAGGGGCUGGAAAGACUACUCUUGCUCAGUAUGCGCACAAAGACAACAGAGUUCAAGAACAUUUUCAGCUCAAGAUUUGGGUCUGUGUGUCUGACAAUUUCACUGUGCAAAGACUCACUAAGUCUAUGAUAGAAUCAGUAACUCUUAAAAAAGAAUAUGAUAAUAUGGAGUUAGAAUCUCUUCAAAAAAUACUCCAUCAGCAUAUUGCACAAAAGAAGUUUCUGCUUGUUCUGGACGACUUGUGGAGCGAUAAUAAGAGAAUCUGGGAGAAAUUCUGUGCACUACUUAAAGUCGGAGCUUAUGGUAGCAAAAUCAUUGUUACGACUCGAGAUAUGAAAAUUUCUAAAAUGGUUAGCAUGGUGGAACCAAUCUUGCUUCAUGGUUUAGACGAAGAUACCUUUUGGCAAUUGUUCAAGAAAUGCUCAUUUGGCACACUUAACCCUGAAGAAUAUCCGGAGCUAGAAGACAUUGGUAGAAAAAUUGUUCGCAAGUUGAAGGGCUCACCAUUAGCUGCAAAGACACUCGGCGGUGUUCUGCAAUCAAAUUUAUGUCAGCAACACUGGGCCACCGUAAUGGAGAGCGACAUAUGGAAAGUAAAACAAGAUGAAGAUGACAUUAUGCCAGCCCUGCAUUUAAGUUAUCAAUAUCUUAAUGAAAAUAUGAAGCAGUGUUUUGCUUUUUGCUCGGUGUUCCCUAAAGACUACAGAUUUGGUAAAGCUGAGUUAGUUCGAAUGUGGAUGGCUGAAGGCUUCAUCAAAGAUAAAAAUACAAAGAGGAUGGAAGAUGUUGGAAGCGACUAUUUUCUUGAGUUUGUUAACAAGUCUUUCUUUCAAGAAUACGAAUUUGGUGCAUUUGUGAUGCAUGACCUUGAAUACGAAUUUGGUGCAUUUGUGAUGCAUGACCUUAUACAUGAUUUAGCUGAGAUGAUUUCUGCGGAAGAGACUUGUAGGAUUAAAAAUAACAGACAAACAAAGAUGCUUUCCACUAUUCGGCAUCUUCGAGUAGAAGAAGAAGAAAAAUUGCCGUUGGAGUUCUCUGGAUACGACAAGUUACACACCUUGCUGUUGAGAACAAAUUCACCUCCCGAUAACCUUUUUGAAAAAUUAAGAAGCAUUCGCAUUUUGGAUGUAAGUUGGUGUGACUUGGAGGAGUUAUCUGAACAUAUUGGUAAAUUGAUUCACCUCCGUUACCUUGAUAUAUCAUGGAAUUCUAAAAUUAAAAUUUUGCCUGACUCAUUAUGCGACCUUUAUAAUUUGCAAACACUGAAGGUAAACGGUUGUUCUAAACUGGAGUCUAUACCACAAGAAUUGGGUAAGUUGGUCAAUUUGAGACACAUUGAUGCAGGUUACGAGUUUUGGAAUAUGAUAAAGCUGGAUGUACAUAGACUAACUAAUCUUCAAGAAUUGCCAACAUUUAGUGUUCGAGAGGAUGAUGAACUCAAGCUUGGACGACUAAAGGAUUUGACACAGCUUCAUGGAACACUUCGUAUUCAAAAUCUUGAGAAUGUUGUUGAUAGCAAAGAAGCACAGCGGGCUGGGUUAAAGAGCAAAGUCCACCUAAAAAAAUUGGUGUUGGAAUGGAAUUAUUGGAAACUGCAUGGUGGGAAGGAUGCCAUAUUGGACGAGGAAGUAAUUGAAGGUCUGCAGCCACACGAAUCACUUAAAAUGUUGAAAAUUAGAGGGUACAAUGGAGGUAGGUCGCCUAGUUGGUUGAUGCCAAAAGUUCUAUCCAAUUUGGAAAAACUUGAAUUAGUAAAUUGCAAGGGAUGGGAUGAUGUUCUGCCAUUUAUUGGUCAACGUUUGCAUCUAAUUGAACUUCGUAUGGAAGACAUGCCUGCUUUGAAACAACUGAGUCAUGAAUUUUCAGGCAAGUGUUUUCCAAAGUUGAAAGUGCUUAAUUUAUUGAAUUUGCCGGCAUUGGAGGAGUGGUCUUGGACUGAGGGCAAAGAUCUAUUUCCCUGCAUGCGUGAACUUCGUGUCAGAGAUUGUCCCAAACUAAACAGAUUACCUUCCUUCCCUCCUUCCCUAGAAAAAUUGAAAAUAUCAUGGUGUCCCAGUCUCAUAUUUAAUAGCAAAAUGAAAGAUGACGAGGAAGGUGGCUGCUAUCUACCGCCCGCAGUCAAGGUAUUAGAAUUGGACAACUGUGGCGAAUAUUCAAAACUUUUGCUUGAAUGCUUGUCCAACCUUCAUUUAGUUACUCGAUUGACCAUAAGGCAUUGCCCACAUAUAACGUCUAUUCCUCCGGUUCAAUUGGUAGAACUGCAAUAUUUGUACAUCUCUAAAUGUGAUGAGUUGAGACGGAUGGAGUGCUUAGGACUCCUUAAAUCCCUCGAGCGAUUGAAGAUCGUAGGAUGUCCUAAGCUGGUUCAGUUGGAUGUAGAAGAUGAACAAGCAGCGAGGUUGUUGUCAUCUCUGCGUUAUUUAUGCGUGGACAACACUGCUCUGCUUAAAAUGUUUCCUCUGAGAAACUCACUGUCAUUCAUCACAGAACUUGAAAUCGAAUCAUGUCCUGAGGAGAUGAUAUUUGAGGAACCGAUAUUGGUGCGGAGCCUCACUGCUGUUACAUCACUAAGCUUCAAUUGUUGCGAUAAACUACAAUCUCUGCCGACUGAACUGCUGCAUUGCCUUCCCUUUUUAAAAAAGUUAAUGGUGUCUAACUGUCCACAGCUCCAAUCACUGCCAGAGAUAGGACUUUCUCCCUUUCUCAAAACACUAGAAAUAUGUAACUGUCCACAGAUUCAACCGAUGCCAGAGGAUGGGCUUCCCAUGUCACUAGAUGUUUUCCAUUGCUCAGGCAAUGCUCAUCCAACGCUGAUGAAGCAUUAUAAAAAGUUCCACGCCGAUAGAUGUAGAUAGGAGAGUUAAGAGCAAGGUUGGAAUUGGAAUGACAACUGGGACGAUUCAAUUAAUUAUCACAAGAAGGAUCUGGUUCUUCAAGGACAUGCUAUGCAUUAAAAAAUGGUAAAAAUAUCUAUUGGAGUUUGCUGAUAAUAAUAUUCAAGUGAUAGUUUCGUGAUAUGUUCUUAUGGUGAUAUAUGAUGUAUGUCUUUAGAAUAGUUUACUAUGGGAACAAAAUUUACGAUUGUGUGUAAGUAUGCAUUUCUUUAAUUUUCAUUGUAUCUGUGUGAACUU
This is a messenger RNA of Zingiber officinale, 3994 nucleotides long. Its product is annotated as putative disease resistance protein RGA1. Lineage: Eukaryota; Viridiplantae; Streptophyta; Magnoliopsida; Zingiberales; Zingiberaceae. The transcript has 3 exons. Gene Ontology annotation, biological process: defense response to other organism. Gene Ontology annotation, molecular function: ADP binding. The coding region runs from base 173 to 3718 and encodes 1181 amino acids. The record is from RefSeq and is a predicted model, not a curated record.